CAGAAGUUUCGUGUACCGUAUAUGUUUCUAAUUAAUUGGGUAACUACCAACCCUCCCAACCAACCAGGCGUCAAUAAACAAGUAAGAAGUAACUACCCCACGCCGUUCUUAUACAUACACAAGCCGAGGAAAAGCAAAAGCAAAAACUUGCAGUGACAGCAGAAACUCUGCCCAACCCAUCAUCGAAUCGAUUGCCAAUAUCGAUCAUCGAUCGAUGAAAUGAUGAAUGGCCGGCCGCCUUGAUUUCUACCCGUAGAAAACCGCAAAUCGCCGCCGCCCUUCAUUUGCUUUCCCGCCAUACCUCGCCCGCCAUCUGUUUCCCGGAGUUAAUUGCCUUAUUUCCCGCCGGCAAAAGAACCCAGAAAAGGGGAGAAAAAGAUCUCCGAUGGCUUCGUCUCACUUCCCACUUGUUGUUUUCCUAACCCUUUUAAUCUUCUCCCCACCACCUGCUGCUUAUUCCUCUUUACCCUUUAUCGUACUCCAUGGUAUUGCAGAUGAGUGCAAGAGUAAAGGAGUGAAGAGCUUCACCGACCAACUGAUCGCCUUCUCUGGUUCUUCAGGACAUUGUCUCGAAGUUGGGAAUGGAGUAUGGGAUUCAUGGUUUUUGCCUCUUGAGGAGCAGACGAAUAUCGUCUGCGAAAAGGUGAGGUGGGAUCUGGGUCCUGGGAGGGUAUACUAUAGUCAGUUUUACAGUUUUCCUCAGAAUGGCAACUUGAUUGGUCGAGGGGUGCUAGAGUUCUGUGAUGGUGCUCCUCCUGUCAAGAACUUUAUCUCACUAGCUGGGCCUCAUGCUGGCACAGCUUCUGUGCCUCUCUGUGGUAGUGGGUUCCUUUGCAUUAUAGCAGACAAGCUAAUCAAAUCAGAGGUCUAUAGCGAUUUCGUACAGGAGCACCUGGCUCCAAGUGGCUACCUCAAACUGCCUAAUGCUAUCUCGAGCUACUUGGAGAACUGCCAAUUCCUUCCCAAGCUGAACAAUGAAAUUCCGGACAGGAGGAAUUCCACGUUCAAGGAGAGGUUCAGUAGCCUCGAGAAAUUGGUGCUCGUCAUGUUUGAUGAUGACAAGGUUGUGAUCCCGAGAGAAACCUCUUGGUUUGGGUACUACCCAGAUGGAGAAUUCGAGCCAGUUUUGCCCCCACAAGAAACUAAACUGUACAUUGAGGACUGGAUCGGGCUGAGAAAACUGGACGAGGCAGGUAGAGUUCACUUUGUGAAUGUCUCAGGGGGACAUCUGGGGAUCUCAGAGAGCGACAUGAAGACGUUCAUCGUUCCUUACUUGGUAGAUAAUAAACAACGACCAUCAGUAUCAACUUCAAGAAGGAUGCUAGAUGGAUCGCCAUCUAAUGGUUGGCACUCACCUGUCUAAAGCUUCCUCAGGGGACUGAUAGGAACCAAUACUUGCAUUUGUGAUCUUUGUUAUUGCCAUCACGUUUAGUGUAGCACUUAAACUCGUUACAGCAAACUCAAACUUACUGUUAUUUUCUACCCAAUUCAUUCCCAUUGUGGAUUGUAGAUAAUAAAUUUCGAGAAAAAUAUCGAUUAUUAUGUACAUAGUAAUUUAUUUCCGUUAUAUGGAUUACAGGUAUUGAACUUAAGAAAAAAC
Messenger RNA from Linum tenue, 1600 nucleotides. The record is from the annotation of a GenBank genome assembly. Lineage: Eukaryota; Viridiplantae; Streptophyta; Magnoliopsida; Malpighiales; Linaceae.